AUGUGCGAAGACGCUGUAAUGCCAAUACUGUCUCCGAGCUACUACGACCAUUCCCGGCAAGAGCUGUCGAGUUCAAGACUAUUGCUUGCCCCUGCCCUUGCCCUUGCCCUUGCUUGCCUCUACCCAAUCUGGCCGCCAUCACGUCUGAUCCGAUGCACCUAUUAUGAAAUAUUACCACUGCCUCCGGCUCAGCAACUCUCAUCAGUAGUUACAUUCAUUUUGCCGACCGUCACCCGUGCCAUCCGCAUUGCUAAGAACAGCUUAGGUAGCGUCACAUCGCUUGUCGACGAGACUGCUUGCUUCUGCUCAUUACCGCUCUCGAGCGCCUUGGCCCUCAUCACCUAUCGGCUUCUCGUGCGACCGCCAUGUACGCUCCGGUUUGUUCGGCGUAUGAAAGCCGCACACCCAUCCUUUGGGCGUAGCUCGAUACGCUGGCGCCUGCAGACUGCUUCCACGCCAGCCGGCAUUGUCCAGCACGUCCAAUUGCAAUCCAUGCUACAUCAUCUAUGCCUGCGCGCGCCUAAGCAGCAAAGGAUGCAUCUGGCACACCUACCCUGA
Pseudocercospora fijiensis CIRAD86 is the source of this 558-nucleotide messenger RNA. RefSeq lists its product as uncharacterized. NCBI's taxonomy places the organism in Eukaryota, Fungi, Ascomycota, Dothideomycetes, Mycosphaerellales, Mycosphaerellaceae. The transcript is spliced from 3 exons. Bases 1 to 558 code for a protein of 185 amino acids. The record is from RefSeq and is a predicted model, not a curated record.